Messenger RNA from Vicia villosa (hairy vetch), 1005 nucleotides. Its product is annotated as small ribosomal subunit protein eS6y-like. Gene Ontology annotation, cellular component: ribosome. Bases 112 to 855 code for a protein of 247 amino acids. Lineage: Eukaryota; Viridiplantae; Streptophyta; Magnoliopsida; Fabales; Fabaceae. Gene Ontology annotation, molecular function: structural constituent of ribosome. The transcript has 6 exons. The record is from RefSeq and is a predicted model, not a curated record. Gene Ontology annotation, biological process: translation.
AAUUAAGUGACUGCCUCAUCCGGGCACUCAAAAAACCCUAAUUUCUGUCUUCCUUUAUCUCAGUCGCCGUGACGCGAACGAAGACACUGAGAUCCGAAUCCACACUUCAGCAUGAAGUUCAAUGUUGCGAAUCCCACCACUGGAUGCCAGAAGAAGCUGGAAAUCGACGAUGACAUGAAGCUUCGUGCUUUUUGGGACAAGAGGAUCUCUCAGGAGGUUAAUGGCGAUGCUUUGGGAGAGGAAUUCAAAGGCUAUGUUUUCAAAAUUACUGGAGGGUGUGACAAACAAGGUUUUCCAAUGAAGCAAGGAGUGUUAACUCCCGGUCGUGUUCGCCUCUUGCUUCACCGAGGAACUCCUUGUUUCCGAGGACACGGAAGGCGUACUGGAGAGCGAAGGAGGAAGUCUGUCCGUGGGUGCAUUGUCAGUCCAGAUCUAUCUGUUCUGAACUUGGUGAUUGUGAAGAAGGGGGAGAAUGAUUUGCCUGGCUUGACAGAUAUUGAAAAGCCAAGAAUGAGGGGUCCCAAGAGAGCUUCCAAGAUCCGUAAGCUCUUCAAUUUGUCCAAGGAGGAUGAUGUUAGGAAGUAUGUCAACACCUACCGUCGUACUUUCACAACCAAAGCUGGGAAAAAGCAGAGCAAAGCACCAAAGAUUCAGCGCCUGGUCACUCCCUUGACACUUCAAAGGAAGAGGGCUAGAAUUGCUGAUAAGAAGAAAAGGAUUGCUAAAGCAAAAUCUGAGGCUGCAGAUUACCAAAAGCUUCUUGCCUCGAGAUUGAAGGAGCAGAGGGACCACCGUAGUGAGAGUUUGGCUAAGAAGAGAUCAAGGCUCUCUACCGCCAAGCCCGUUGCAGCAUAGGCUUCUUUUGCACAAAUGAAGUUCAUACUUCACAUGAGUUUUUGUUAGUAUUAUUUUUUGUUGCUGCUUUUGAUAUGUUAUUUUGCAAUUCAACCAUGUUGUUUUAAUACUUUUUUGUCUUCAAUGGAUUUAAAAUAGAAUUUAACUUCA